CUCGGGAAAGGAAAGCGAAAGCGGCGGGACUGAGCGCUGCCCGUCGGGACCGGCGUCGAUAUAGGGAGAGAAGAUCGUUCGGCGGCUUCGCGCGGGCGAUGGAGGGCUCCGGGCAGGAGCCGCCCCGCGCUGCGGCCAGAGGGCAUGCAGAUCCUUGGGAUGCUGGCUUUAUACAAAGAGGCGGCAAUGGAACAAAGACUGUGUCAGGCUGGCCAGCUCUGUUAGGGGAAAGCCCCCAAGCCACUAAUUAUACUCUUCAGCCUAGGCAAAGAGAGGAGAGAAUUUUGAGGUUUCCUCAAUCAAGCAAGAAUAAACCCAGAAUACAAGGUGGAGAGGCCAACAGUGGAGGUAUGGGACACUGGAAUGAAGAGGAGAAUGAGGAAAGGAGAAUAAGGCCUCCAGGUGGACAAGCACCCGAGGGGGCCAGAGCACCCUGGAAUGAACAAGAAAUUCAGGGUAGGGGAAGGAGGCGAUAUGGUGGACAAGCACACAAUAGGGCCAGAGGCCCGUGGAAUGAGAAAGAAAAUGAGGGUAGGGGAAGGAGGUAUCAAGGUGGACAAGCCCAAGAAGGAGCUAGAGAACUAAAGAACAGGCAAGAAAAUAAAGGCAGGGAAAGGAGAAUGCAACCUCAGGAGAAUCCUCAUCUCUACCAGAAUCAUAUCCCAGGAGGUGUCCAGCUCAGUGAGCAGCCUCGGCAAGUCAAAAGGAUUGGCUAUAGAUUCCUAGAAAGUCUCCUCCAGAAAGACCCUUCAGAAGUUGUCAUCACGCUUGCUUCCAGUUUAGGUUUGAAGGAGCUUCUUUCCCAAACUGCUAUGAAACCCAGUUUCCUUGAGCUCAUUUGCCAGGUGAUUAAAAAAGCAUGCAGUUCCCGAGUAGAUAGACAGAGUGUCCAACAGCUUCUUGGAGAGGUGAAGGAGUCCAACUUUCUCAAGAUCUGUCUGCCACAGUAUGUGUCUGACAUGGUAACAGAAACAGAGCCUGCUGUGCGUUACCAGUACCCUGUGCAUAUUGCUAACAUCGUUUCACUUCUCCAGGACCUGAUCAGUAUUUUCCCAUCCAGCUCUGUGCAGAAAAUCUCCAUUCUCUUGACAGUCUUGCAAGCAUCCAUAAAUGCCCUAAGAGAUUCUGGUGUGGACAUCACAGAAGAAACAGAGAAAAAUCUAAAUAAAGUCCAGAUGCUUAUGCAGCAUCUGCAGGAGAAGAAACGUGAAGGCACGCUGAGGGCUGAUAACUAUACUCUUAUGCAGCCUCAGACUGAUGGUGAAGAAGGAACCUACCGUACAAUGACAAUUUAUCCGACAUAUGAUGAAGUACACCAUGAUGGAAAACCCUUUCUACGUCCCAAUAUUGUUUCUGGAAGAUAUGAUAGCACGAGCAUUUAUCUUGACACCCAUUUUCGGCUUUUGAGAGAAGACUUUGUAAGGCCUUUAAGGGAAGGUAUCUUAGAGCUUUUGCAGAGCUUUGGGGACAAAGGUUUGAGAAAGAAAAAAUUUGAUGAUAUCAGGAUCUACUUUGACGCACGCAUAAUUACCCCCCUCUGUUCCCUAACUGGUAUUGUUUACAAGAUCCAGUUUGACAUAAAACCAUUGAAAUAUGUACGAUGGCAGAAUUCCAAACGGUUGCUAUAUGGAUCCCUCAUCUGCAUGUCCAAAGAUCGCUUUGAAACAUGCCUUUUUGCCACUGUUUCUAAUCGUGAUAAUGCAGAUCUUGCCUGUGGGAUUGUGCAGCUAUGUUUUAAUGCACAGAACCAGGCACUGCUGGCAGAUGUUCGGCCCUCAGACUCCUUCCUCAUGGUAGAGACAACUGCCUACUUUGAGGCCUAUCGGCAUGUGUUAGAAGGGUUACAGGAAAUCCAGGAAGACGAUAUCCCAUUCCAGAAGUACAUCGUGGAAUGUGAUACGCAGGUGAAGAAGCCAACAUACCUGACAAUGAGUACUGCCUAUAACUUUGCACCCUUGAUGGAAGAUCUCCUGUCAGAUGAAGUGAUGAACCCUGGUGUUUUGAGAGGGCAGAGUGUCUGUGUUCUAGAUCCCAAGCAGUGGCCUUCAAUGGAAACUUUGAGAUUAGAUGAGUCUCAGAUGCAGGCAUUGAAUCUUGCUCUCACCAAGGAGCUGGCUAUCAUCCAAGGACCUCCUGGGACUGGGAAGACCUUUGUGGGUUUGAAGAUUGUUCAGGCUCUCUUGACUAAUAAGCACGUGUGGCAAUGCAUUGGCCAGAAGUCUCCCAUCCUUGUAGUCUGCUACACUAACCACGCGCUGGAUCAGUUCUUGGAAGGAAUAUACACAUUCCAAAAACAUGGGAUGGUGCGUGUUGGGGGCAGAAGUAGCAGUGAAGUCUUGAAGCAAUUCACUUUGAAGGAGCUGAGGAAGAAGUGCGAGUUUCGAUACAACUUGCCACUGCAUCUCCGCAGAGCCUAUGUGAAUAUAACCGCUGAGAUGAAACAGGCUGAGCAGCAGCUCCAUGAAGUAGCAAAGCACUUGGAGUGCACAAUGCAUGGAGUUUUGCAUGAGCGCCACUUGGAAGCAUGCAUUGCGCCCCAGCACUGGGACAGUCUGAUGAAUGGUCUGGACGAUAAGGAGUUCUACAACAGUGCUUUGCGACACUCAGUGAUUCUGGAGUGGCUGGGCCUUGGUGUAACCGUCUUCACCCAGAAUGCUGCAGAAAAUGUAGGGGCUGAGAAUCCAGGUAGUCUGCAGGAGGAAGAGGAGGAGUGGGAAGAUGAAGCAGAAGAGGAACUAUUGGAGAUCCCAGAGGAGGCUGACCUGAUUCAAGCUGACAGAGUGAUUGAGGAUGAAGAGGCAGCAAAACCUCAGGGAGGAAAAGAGGAAGAGCACAGAGCCGUUCAUGAGCUAGCCAGUGUGCUGUUGGCUAUGAGGUUGGAGGACCAGGAAGAAGAAGCACCCCAACUCCAACAGACCGUUAUGCAGUGGGAGAUAACUACUGCCCAGAGGAAGAAAAUGAAACAGAGGAUGAAGCUUGAGCUCCGUAAACUGAGUGCAAUGACAGAGUUAGAGGCUAACACUAUUCGGGAUCUGUGGCAGCUUGACCUGAGCUCCCGUUGGAAGCUUUACAGGCUUUGGCUGCAGACAUAUCAAGGGGUUAUUCGCCAGAGGAUUCUGCAGCAUGAACAGCAGUACCAGGCAGCAGCAGAAAGGCUGACAGAACUGAGACUGCAGGAGGAUCUUUGUAUUCUCAAGGAGGCCGAAGUUGUGGGGAUGACAACUACAGGAGCUGCCAAAUACCAUCAGCUCUUGCAAAAAAUAAAGGCACAAAUUGUUGUUGUAGAAGAGGCAGCAGAGGUGCUUGAGGCUCACACUAUUACUACUAUGACUAAAGCUUGCCAGCAUCUCAUCCUCAUUGGAGAUCACCAGCAGCUGCGGCCUAGUGUGAAUGUAUAUGACCUGGCCAAGAACUUCAAUCUGGAAGUCUCUCUCUUCGAACGGCUGUUGAAAAUCAAUUUCCCUUUUGUCUGCCUUAAAUAUCAACACCGCAUGCGUCCUGAAAUUGCUCAACUUCUCACCCCUCACAUAUACCGGGAACUGGAGAACCAUCCUUCUGUCCUGAAGUAUGAGAACAUAAAAGGGGUCUCAUCUAACCUCUUCUUUGUGGAACAUGACUUUCCUGAGCAACAGAUCCAGGAAGGGAAAAGCUACCAGAACCCACACGAGGCCCAGUUUGUAGUGGAACUGUGCAAAUACUUCUUGUGUCAGGACUAUCUACCUUCUCAGAUCACCAUUCUCACUACUUACACUGGACAGCUCUUCUGCCUGCGUAAACUCAUGCCAGCCAAGACUUUUGCAGGUGUGAAGGUUAAUGUAGUAGAUAAGUACCAGGGGGAGGAAAAUGAUAUUAUUCUGCUGUCACUCGUGCGGAGCAACAAAGAGGAGAGAACUGGGUUCUUACAGAUUCCUAAUAGGAUAUGUGUAGCAUUAUCCAGAGCUAAGAAGGGGCUGUAUUGUAUUGGAAAUAUGAGAAUGCUUGGCAAGUGUCCUCUCUGGAGCAAGAUCAUUCAAACCCUUCAGGAGAAAGGUCACAUUGGUCGAUCAUUAGUCCUUUUCUGUCAAAACCACCCUGAAACCAAGACACCAGUAUCUACAGCAGCAGACUUCAGCAAGGUCCCAGAGGGAGGCUGUAAUCGUCCCUGUGAAUUUAGGCUGAGUUGCGGACAUGUUUGCACAAGGGCAUGUCACCCGUAUGAUGCCCAGCACAAAGAGUACCAGUGUAUGAAGCCUUGUCCAAAGGUGCUCUGUGCAGAUGGGCACCGCUGUCAGCGCUUGUGUUACGAGCCCUGUGGACCAUGCAUGGUGAUAGUUGAGAAAACUAUUUUUAGAUGUGGCCAUCUGCAGAUGGUGCCGUGCUCUACUGCAGACAGCGAGUUUCUUUGCCAAGAACCUUGCCAGAGAAAGUUGAUCUGUGGGCACACGUGCAACAAAUUCUGUGGGCAGGAAUGCACUAAGUUGUGUCCUGAACUGGUUACAGUCACUCUGAAAUGUGGCCACAAGCAGCGAGUUAAAUGCUGGAUUACUGAGCAGAUGAAGCAUGACAAGUCUGUGGAAUGUAAUGCUAAAUGUUCUGUGCUGCUCGAGUGUGGUCACAUCUGCUCAGGUUCCUGCCACACCUGCUUUGGAGGGAGGUUUCAUAGGCCGUGUAGUAGCCCAUGCAAGCGCUUUUUGGUCUGCUCCCACAAGUGUCAGCAGCCUUGCACUACAGAGUGCCCUCCUUGUCAGAGGGAGUGCCAGAACCGCUGUAUCCACAGUAGGUGUGGAAAGAAAUGUGGAGAGCCCUGUUUUCCGUGUGCCGAGCCAUGUGAGUGGCAGUGCCAGCACUACCAAUGUACCAAUCUUUGCUCCGAACCAUGCAAUAGGCCUCGCUGCAAUGUACCAUGUGCUAAGCUACUGCGCUGCGGUCAUCUUUGUUCUGGAUUGUGUGGCGAGCCCUGCCCAAAGAAGUGCCUUGUUUGUGACCGUGAGGAACUCACCCAGAUAUUUUUUGGCUUCGAAGAAGAUUCAGAUGCUCGAUUUGUACAGCUUGAAGACUGUGGCCAUGUCUUUGAGUCCCAAGGCCUUGACCAUUAUAUGGAUGAAGAUGAUGACGUUAUCAAGCUGAAGGUGUGCCCAAUGUGUCAGACACCUAUCAGAAAGAAUUUGAGAUACGGCACCAUUGUGAAAAGGCGGCUACAUGAGAUAGAACAGGUGAAAGAGAAAAUUCAAGGCCCAGCACAGGAAAUUGAGUCCAGCAGGCAAAGGCUGCAGGCUGCGCUGGCAGAGAAUGCUGUUCUGCACCAGAUGCUGCCACUCAAGUACCGCAUGCUGGAAGAGAAACUAAAUGCUUCUAAUCUUUCCACAAAAAGUAUUGGACUAAUUGAGAACCAGCUUUACUUCUACGAACACGUAGCAAACCUAACCAAUUCUAUAAGGAAAAUUGAUGUGAAUGAGUGGAAAGGGGUGACAAAGCGGCUGGAUGAAGUGCAGGAGUGGCUGGAUAAGCCACGCCUCUGCUUUACGGGACAGGAGGUCUCUGACCUGCAGUCUGAGCUCCAUAGACUGACCUGCUUGCUGAGCCUUUUGGCAUGGUGCAAAGGCGCAAGCGGGAUGAUCACCCCUGUGCUGGUGCCAGAGAUUGCCCGUGCACGGGAGGUCCUGGAAGGAACAAAGAAAUUCACAGCAGAGGAUGAGGCAGCAGUGAAGGCCAAGCUGGAGCAGCUCUAUGCAGCCUUCCCCGUCUCAGGGCUGGGGAUCUCGGAUGAGGAGCGGGUGCAGAUUGUCCGUGCCAUCGGCUGCCCCCGCGGCCACUGGUUCAAGUGCAGGAACGGGCACGUCUACGUGAUUGGGGAGUGCGGGGGGGCCAUGGAGCGCGGGGAGUGCCCCGAGUGCCACGAAGUCAUCGGGGGCGCCAACCACGCUCUGGCCAGCGGCAACAGCCUGGCCCCAGAGAUGGACGGCGCCACGUACGCGGCCUGGUCCGAGGCGGCCAACGACCUGCUCGGCUUCGAGCAGCUCCGCCGGCUGCUGUAGCGGCCCGACACCCCCUCCCCGGGUGGCUUAGUCGCUAAUAAAACGUUCACAGCUGCCGCGCUGUGUCAGCUCUGUCGGGAUGGGGGGCGCCGGAAGAGGCGGGGCCGCCGUUCCCUGAGACCGGAAGUGACGCGCGGCUGGGCGGCCAUGGCGGCGCGGGAGCCGCUGCGGGAGCUGGUGGCCGCGCUGCGCGCUGUGCUGGCGCGGGUCCGAGGUGGGGGCCGCGGCCGCGCGGGGGCUGGGUCGCUCUGAGACGCCCCUCCGCCGGCUG
This is a messenger RNA of Cuculus canorus (common cuckoo), 6285 nucleotides long. It is a transcript of the gene ZNFX1, whose product is annotated as zinc finger NFX1-type containing 1. Gene Ontology annotation, molecular function: helicase activity; zinc ion binding. Lineage: Eukaryota; Metazoa; Chordata; Aves; Cuculiformes; Cuculidae. The record is from RefSeq and is a predicted model, not a curated record. Gene Ontology annotation, biological process: regulatory ncRNA-mediated heterochromatin formation. Gene Ontology annotation, cellular component: nuclear RNA-directed RNA polymerase complex; nucleus. The transcript has 13 exons. The coding region runs from base 99 to 6014 and encodes 1971 amino acids.